AUGAAACGCGAAUACCUCCCGAUUGAGACACUUUCUGCUUGGACGAGGCUCAAUGGCAUCUCCGUCGAUGGGGCCACUUUCCGCAAGUUGCGAACCGAAGAAGGUAUAGACAAGGGAUGCGCGAUAAUUGCGACAGGAGAGAAGUGCAAUGAGAGCUCAGAGACCGGAGAAGCAGACGCAGAGACUCUCCUUCGGGUUCCCUCUGACUUGAUUCUGUCGCUCAGGUUGGUUGAAAACCACGCCAAGUCUGAUCGGUAUCUGCGCGAGGUACUAGAUGCCGUCGGCGAUUUCGGAAGAACAGCCAGGGGUGCGAUUUUAAUCUUCUUGAUCCUCCAGAUCACAUAUUCUAGUCCGGAUUUCGCGGAUGAACACCAUCGCAUUGGGGUGUCCAACCCUUGGACCGAAUAUAUACAGUAUUUGCCGUCUUCAAUAACGCUACCUACGUUCUACACAGUGGAGGAGCGGGAGCUCCUGCGGGGUACAUCUCUGAAGUUGGCUGUGGAUGCAAAGAUCGCCUCACUUGAGAAUGAAUUCGAACUCUUACGCCAAUCAACUGAGAGUAUAUCCUGGUGUCGUAAGCAUUGGUGGGAUGAGGAUAUAGGGAAAUUUACGUUGGAUGACUGGAAAUACGUCGAUGCUAUGUAUCGAUCGCGUAUGGUGGACUUGCCAAGCUCUGGCCAUGCAAUGGUUCCAUGCAUUGACAUGGCUAACCAUGCAUCUGAGGACAUUGUGAACGCUUUAUACGACGAAGACACGGAAGGCAAUGCGGUACUUCAGCUACGAUCGGGGCGGAAACUUCAUUCCGAUGAGGAAGUUACUAUAUCGUACGGGGACGACAAACCAGCAUCGGAGAUGAUAUUCUCGUAUGGAUUCCUCGAUAAAGAGAGAAACAGCGCAACGCAGAUAUUUCUCAAUCUGGAUAUUCCCGAAGACGAUCCAUUGAUCAUGGCCAAGAAACGAGUUUGCAAGGCACCGCCGGGACUUCGGUUAUUUGAUUCUCUUACGGCGGAAAGGGUCAGCACUAAUUGGGAUAGUCCGUUUGUCUGGUGGCUUUGCGUGAAUCAAGAGGACGGGCUUGAAUUUGAAGUACUACAAACCAAUGAUGGGGGUAGAGAACUCAAGGUCAGUUGGAAAGGCGAGGAGAUCAGAGAUCCCGAUGACCUUAAAGCCUUCUUGGUAAAUGACCCUCUCUGGGAUAUCUUCCAGCUUCGAGCAGUGGUGACUGUACUGGAUCGACUAGAAUCUCACUUUCUCAUUCUCCGAGAAACUCAGAUUAUGGUUGAGGAGAUCAAUCACAAUGAGGAUAUGCUUGCUCUCUUCAGGCCUGAGGUGUAUAAUACAAUUAACAGUCUGCGUGUGUUGGAGGGGAAGCUGUUGGAGAAAGGAAUCGAGGAUUUAGCUCAGCAGAGACAGGAUCUGAUGGCGAGUGAGGCGGUCGCCGCAUAUCUCACCCAGCAACAGUCCGAUGAUGUCGAAGAGGAUUUCUCGUGA
Messenger RNA from Aspergillus bombycis, 1491 nucleotides. Its product is annotated as SET domain-containing protein. The transcript has 4 exons. Gene Ontology annotation, biological process: peptidyl-lysine monomethylation. Gene Ontology annotation, cellular component: nucleus. Bases 1 to 1491 code for a protein of 496 amino acids. Gene Ontology annotation, molecular function: protein-lysine N-methyltransferase activity. The record is from RefSeq and is a predicted model, not a curated record. Lineage: Eukaryota; Fungi; Ascomycota; Eurotiomycetes; Eurotiales; Aspergillaceae.